AGAACAUCAACGAAACGCUUGGGAGCUAAAUCGUAAUAUCGCGAGAGCAGCCCAAAACGACAAACCCCACGCACGACCCCACGACCGACCGACCGACGACCGACCGCCCGACAGAUCGACCGACCGCCAGUUGACGCUACACGAGUCGCAAUCAUGCUCAUUCCUAAGGCCGACCGCAAGCUCAUCCAUGAGUACCUCUUCCGCGAGGGAGUCCUCGUCGCCAAGAAGGACUUCAACCUGCCCAAGCACGGCGAGAUCGACACCAAGAACCUCUUCGUGAUCAAGGCCUGCCAGUCGCUCACCUCGCGCGGCUUCGUCAAGACGCAGUUCUCGUGGCAGUACUACUACUACACUUUGACGGAGGCCGGUCUCAGCUACCUCCGCGAGUGGCUGCACUUGCCCGCCGAGAUCGUGCCCGCCACGCACGUCAAGGCCGCCCGCAACAACAUCCCUCCCUCCGGCAUGACCGGAGGCGACCGUCGUCCCCGCCGCGAGGGUGGUGACCGUGGCGACCGCGAGGGCGGUUACAGGCGACGUGAUGGUCCCGGUGGCGCCGGAAAGGAGGGUGGAGCUCCCGGAGAGUUCAAGCCCGAGUUCCGUGGUGGCUUCGGUCGUGGUCGCCCCGCUCCUGCUGAUGCUUAAGCGUGCGGUGGCUGUGGCUGUGGAGAUCGGGCGUGGGACGACGGGACUGGCUUUUUUUUUCUCUCGGUGAUGGUUUCGCAAAUGGUAAUCCAAAAAAUCAACUUCGCGAAAAAAUAAAUGAAAGAAGUCAUCGGAACACUGGGGACCAGACCAUCAUCAUUUCCAUUGCUGCGCAACGUGACGGGGAGUGACAGAGAGGGACGCACGAGCUGGAGCGGGAUAUGAGUAGAGCUCGAUCGGAGCUGGGUGCAUAUUAUAUACCUACGACGUCUUGAGAAUGUUCAUUCAAUGUUCAAUGUUCAAACAAAAAUGAC
Molecule: messenger RNA, 956 nt
Organism: Tricharina praecox
Lineage: Eukaryota; Fungi; Ascomycota; Pezizomycetes; Pezizales; Pyronemataceae
Product: putative 40S ribosomal protein S10-B
Exons: 4
Coding region: 154-642 (162 amino acids)
Cellular component (GO): cytosolic small ribosomal subunit
Molecular function (GO): structural constituent of ribosome; RNA binding
Source: RefSeq, a predicted model, not a curated record